AUGAGCUUUAUCGAGAAACACAACAUUGUCCACAGCGGGAGCAUGCCAUCAAAUCAGAUAUGUGGCCUCUGGAAGAUCUGGCAAGAGGAGCGAGCAACUCCAUCAGGUGCCUCCUUGAUCUCGGACAUGCCAGUUCCCAAGGCUCACUCGGCCCACAUGACUCUCAGCACUACCCAUGCGGCCAGCCCAGCCCAAGCGACCCGCAAGUACUUUGCUGGUGUCAACGGUAGACCGGAUCGCAGUCAUGGCAACAUCAUUCGAGUCGAUACUUCUGCCUUCAUGAUGUUUGAGGAUAUCCCUGAGCUUGUCGCCCUCAACCGUUACAGCCAUUCCUGA
Molecule: messenger RNA, 336 nt
Organism: Seminavis robusta
Lineage: Eukaryota; Bacillariophyta; Bacillariophyceae; Naviculales; Naviculaceae
Source: the annotation of a GenBank genome assembly